Molecule: messenger RNA, 8578 nt
Organism: Ochlerotatus camptorhynchus
Lineage: Eukaryota; Metazoa; Arthropoda; Insecta; Diptera; Culicidae
Gene: Rdl
Product: Resistant to dieldrin
Exons: 10
Coding region: 1319-2980 (553 amino acids)
Biological process (GO): signal transduction; chemical synaptic transmission; nervous system process
Cellular component (GO): synapse; GABA-A receptor complex; plasma membrane
Molecular function (GO): chloride channel activity; extracellular ligand-gated monoatomic ion channel activity; GABA-A receptor activity
Source: RefSeq, a predicted model, not a curated record
CUCCAGCGAAUGGAACAGAACGCCAAAUGCUGCACCCAGCACAGCGGACAAGGACGGUCCGGAUCGUUGCUCCUUGGAAGUGUCCAACAGCAGCAGCAGUAGCAGCUAAAGGCAUUGUCGUUGUGUUAAGCUAGCAGCAGUGAGUUUGUGUGAUUAGUUUGUAGUGCAAUGUGCAGUUUGAGCGAAAUUGAUCGGAUCUUUCUCGUCGGGGCUGUCGGUAGGACAUUGGAUUUUUUUUUCGGGGAUUGGUAGAUCGAUAGCUCAAGGUGCGGAACACCUCGUUGAAAGAAGAAAAAAAAAUUGGAAGGAAGGAUUUUUCUCGUGCGAGAAAAGGCAUUGGAUGGAGCUCGGUGUAUCGCGCAGGUGCCACACGGAACAAAUUUGCACACCAAAGGAAAAGCUCCGUGCGACCAGGAUUUUCCUAGUAUUUCGGGCUGUAAGCUUUCGGUGGGUUCUCUUGCGACUCCGAAGAGCGGCCCGAUUUCCAACGACGGACUAUUGGUGGUGUGCGAAAGCUUUCUCUCAGAGGAUGAUCGUUGGCGAAUGCUGAAACGUGCCGGAGAGAAAGAGUUUGGAGCUUUGGGAGCGACUUUUCCAAGAUAACAGAAAAUGUAUUCGAUAAGCUGUAGUAGCGUAGGACGAUUCGAAGGCAUUAAUAUACUAGCAAUGCGAAAAUUCGCUCGGUGAAAUGAACAACUUACCGAAGAAAUUGGGGUGACCAAUAAAGCAAGCAACUUCAGUGUGUGUGGUAGCGAAGUGUCGAAGACGACGACGACGGCGACGAAGAAGAAGAGAAGAAGAAAAAGUGCUUUAAAUAGAUGGUUGGAGGUUAGCGAAAAGCGAGGUUCGACCAGAAAACGCCAGAGCAGACCCACAACGGCAGGGGUGUAGCAAAUUCGAACAACACACACAUCCCUCCCCUGAUCCUGAGCCUUGUGGGAAAAUGAGACGUACCGAAAAGAGCACAUAAAUUAGCAACAGCAACAUCCAGCUUUUACCUCAAUUUUCCAACUUAAAAAUACAGCAGCAGUAACAACAACAACAACAACAUCAACGCAAGCAAAGUAAAACGAGAAUUGAGAUCACUUUUUGCGAGAGCAGAAAGUAACCGACACACCAUCGGAGCAGAGGGAACCAUCCAUUAGACGACGCAGUAAGGAGGAACAAGGCCUCUACCCUCAGCUGCUGAAUAAUAAAAAAAAACACAACUCAAAGAUCCAACGUUUGGAGGAAAGUCCAAGAAUCUAGGGCCGAGAAUCGGCAGCGAAACAAAAAUUUCCCAGAACCAACCAACGACUGAGAACCACAAACAACAAAAAUGUCGCUGGAUAUCGAAGUGCCGCACGUCAGAUGCCCCUCGUUAGGUGUCCUCAUGCUGACACUUAACCUGGCGCUGUUUCUGCCUCAGACUAUAAAUAGGACACCACCAUACGUGCUCGCGGGGACCGGUGGUGGCAGUAUGCUAGGAGAUGUAAAUAUUUCGGCCAUUCUAGAUUCGUUUAGCGUUGGCUAUGACAAAAGAGUAAGACCAAACUAUGGAGGACCGCCGGUUGAAGUGGGAGUCACCAUGUAUGUGCUGUCUAUCAGUUCGCUGUCUGAAGUUAAAAUGGAUUUCACAUUGGAUUUCUACUUUCGACAAUUUUGGACUGAUCCACGUUUAGCUUACAGAAAAAGGCCGGGUGUAGAGACACUGUCAGUUGGAUCUGAGUUCAUUAAGAAUAUUUGGGUACCCGACACGUUUUUUGUAAACGAGAAACAAUCAUACUUUCAUAUAGCGACUACUAGUAAUGAAUUUAUAAGAAUACAUCAUUCUGGAUCUAUAACUAGAAGUAUUCGAUUAACAAUCACAGCAUCAUGUCCAAUGAAUUUACAAUAUUUUCCAAUGGAUAGACAAUUAUGUCAUAUAGAGAUAGAAAGCUUCGGUUACACUAUGCGAGAUAUCCGGUACUUCUGGAAAGACGGCCUAAGUAGUGUCGGAAUGAGCAGCGAAGUAGAACUACCACAAUUUAGAGUACUGGGUCACAGGCAGAGGGCGACCGAAAUUAACCUUACCACAGGAAAUUAUUCACGUUUAGCAUGUGAGAUACAGUUUGUACGUUCGAUGGGUUAUUAUCUCAUUCAGAUUUACAUACCAUCCGGAUUAAUUGUAAUCAUAUCGUGGGUAUCAUUUUGGCUAAAUAGAAAUGCUACACCAGCACGUGUUGCACUAGGUGUAACCACUGUCUUGACAAUGACAACACUGAUGUCGUCAACGAAUGCUGCCUUACCGAAAAUAUCUUAUGUAAAAUCGAUUGACGUAUAUUUAGGCACAUGCUUCGUCAUGGUAUUUGCCAGUCUGCUGGAAUACGCCACCGUCGGUUAUAUGGCGAAGCGGAUACAGAUGCGCAAGCAGCGCUUCAUGGCAAUCCAGAAGAUUGCCGAGCAGAAGAAGAAACAGGCGGAGGACGCCAACCAUCCACCUCCACCGCCACCGGCCAGCGAUCACAGUCAUGGCCAUGGCCACGGGCACAGCCACGGCCACCAGCACACGCCGAAGCAGCAGAUGGGCAGCCGUAGCGGUACUAUGUCCAAUGUGCCCCCCCAUAAUAUCGCGGGAUCACGAGGUUGUUCUAUUGUAGGUCCACUGUUCCAAGAGGUCCGCUUUAAGGUGCACGACCCGAAGGCGCACUCGAAAGGCGGCACGCUGGAGAACACGAUCAACGGGGGACGGGGCGGGGGUGGCCCACCGGGCGGCGGUGGGGGACCACCCGGCGGAGGCGGCGGCGGGCCGGACGAGGAAUCGGGUGCACCGCAGCACCUGAUACACCCGGGCAAGGAUAUCAACAAACUGUUAGGAAUUACGCCCUCGGACAUCGACAAGUACUCGCGUAUCGUCUUUCCGGUCUGCUUCGUGUGCUUCAACCUGAUGUACUGGAUCAUCUAUCUGCACGUGAGCGACGUCGUGGCGGAUGAUCUGGUGCUGCUCGGCGAGGAUAAGUAAAGUAGAGCGUGUGUGCGAUUUAGGGAAAAAACGAAACCGAAAAAAAAAAAUCAACAACAGCAGCAAAAAACAAUUCAGAGCGUCAUCGUAGGGGCUUGUGUUGAACGAAACUGCACAGUGGCAACACUGAGAAACAACUCACGUUAGACUAACAGAACACACCCAAAAACACACCCAAACACACUCACACACAGUCACGAUUAGGACGAAGUUAGAAGAUCGGAAUGUGUGAGACCAGCGCAGGACAGGACGCGGAAAGGUAAGAGUCCCUGAGGAAUGCAAAUAUAACAACAAAAGUAUAAGAAAUUUUUAGGAUUUAUUUUUACCUAUUUACAGUUUCGGUUCUUUUUUAUACGUAUACAAGAGACAAAAAAUGGAAGAAAAAAAAAACUAGAUUUUAUCGUUAUUGAUGAUUAACAUUAUAGAAAAGGAGGUAACAAGAAAUAUUCCUAAUUCAAACACACACAAAGAAAAAAAAAUGAGAAGGACAACAUAGAGUUACACACGUGCGGUUGCGUAUGUGUUAGAAAAUUUAAAAUUAAAAAAUCGCAAGGAACUAAAAGCAAGGAGGAGAAUUUAUGACUAGUUUGUAAGCAGUGAUGAAAGCUAACUAACAAAACCCAAAAAAAAAAACGAUAUCUUCAAACAAAAAAGAACACACAAAAAAAAAACUGGUGAAUUGAACGAGUCUAGGAACGAUUAACGAAUUCUGAAUUAAAAUUGCAGCAAAAAUAGCAAGCAACAACAAACAAAAUAAGUACACUAACACAUUCUCACACAGAGCAUACCAGUUAAAGUAAAAUUGCGUAGGAAAUCAAAAAAUAAAAAUAAAAUAAAGUUUUUGAAUUGCAAAAACGUUACAAAAAAAGAAAAAAAAAACUAACACAAGGAAAUUUAGAAUCCGAUUACAAGAAGUUUGGAGCGAAGCGGCUGCAAAUGUUUUAUAUAAGCAAACCCGUAGUAGCGUUUUUUGGUUGUUCUAACUAAACUAAGCAAAGUAAGUACCAAACUCAGACUUAACCCAGAGCGGCUAGGGGUGGUAGUAGUUGGAUGCGACGUCGAAGCGAAGUGUGAGCGAGCGCGUUCGUGUGUGACGAAUUUUAAAAUUGAUUUAGUUUUAAGUUUUCAUCGGAAACCGCCCUUGGAGAAGCGAGAAGCUGUCUGCUUGCCAACCCGGACGACCUCGGAUAUUGCCAAUCGCCAUCUGUUCGGUGGUUUCGGACUCCUCGUCGUAGUUCGGUGCUUUACGGCCAAUCGAACCGAAGCAUGGGUUCGUCGUUUUUUUUUUGUUAACUCAACUCUCCGCUGCUAGGUGGGGCAUUGCGGGGGAUUCGAAUUGCCCCCGGGGAGCUAGUAAAAUGGUAGGACGACGACACGAUGAUGGUCAUAAACUGCCAGAAAUCAUCUUCCUCGCAGUAAACGAGUUGCCAUAGUCAGAGGCUUGGUGUUUCGGACAAAAAAGGGAUCCUUCUUAUUGGCUGCUACCCGGACCCAAGCUGCCGGGUCGUCGGUGGGAUUUUCUAAUCAGGAAAAACGGAGCAAAAUCCACUCAAGCUGAAACGACACCCCCACGCUGCUGCUGCCGCCAGGAAAGAGAUGUUUGAGUGAUUUCGGCAAGGGUGCACGGGAGUGGCUCCUGGAAGGGGAGAUGUAAUCAAGGCUGUGCUACUCGAAAAAAAAGGGCUCCCGGAGGAUCCCAACCCGAGCCGAGAGCUUGCCACAUCAAAUGUUGUCGUAAAAUUUGCACAGAAUCGAGAGGCAAAGGGAGAAGAUUAAUCUGAUGACUUGCAUACAUCUAGGCGUAUCCCGAGCAGUCGGCACACACACACACGCAUACCGAGAGAGCAGGCGAUCGGACGGAAUAAGUUAAUACGACAUUAAUUAUUAAUUAUUAUAUUAAAAAUUAAUUCUCUGAAUGCUUCCAAUAUAUUUGCCAAAACAGCAGAAAAAUCACGGAGAAAAUCCGAACGAGCGUGGAUGUGCGUGCCGUGUGCAGUGUGUGGCUACUAUUGAUUUUUCGCGUUCGGUGCUCUGAUUUAUGUGGAUAUGGAAACGUCGCGAGGGAGGGUACCACCAAAGGAAACUGCCUCGUCGAUGGACACAGUUCGGUGCGCACAAACACAGUGCGGGAAGUGGAAAAUUGUGCGAUGGUUGGGGUCUGUCUUUAUUUAAAUACACUUUAGUUAGGAAAUCGUAGCAUCGAAUUCGACAGCUUCGACUAGCAUCAGUGCGGGAGUACCAGGGAGCACCUUGAACAUCACAAACAAUAAGAAAUUAGUUUACAGUGGCAUAAGGAAAUCCGAAAUCAGUUAGUGACAAAGGUGCGAAGCAUACGAGCGAACUGCGAGCUGAGUUGGUGCAUACGGGCCUCACACAAUUGCGGUGGAUGUGAUAGACUGUGCUGUCAUCUAGAGAUGAUCAUCGCAUACUUGGUUUUUUUGCGCAUUAAUAUCUGAAAGAAUGGCUUCAUUUCAAUUUUACAACCACUGAAACGUAGUAAUUUGUUGCAAUAUUAUCUACCGCAGGUUUCCCGUUUGGUAGAUUUACCAAUCAAGUCAUGAAUGGCCUACACUCAAGAAUAUUUCUAAACAAAUAACGAUUAAAAUUGACUCUAUCAUAGGUAAUCAAUGUUUACUCGUUGCUUCGAUUAAAAUUUAUUUAAAAGUUAUACUAAGUCCAAAUAACUGGGAAUAAUUCGUUCAGCGUGUAUUGCUGUUUUUCCCUUUGACGGAUAUGAAAAUUUAGUGAAAGCGUGGAACUGCUCUGUGAUCAAAAUCCAACAUGCAAUACUAUAAAUCACAUGAGAUUUCAAAACUAGUUCAAUGGUAGCCAUUUUGAGUGCCCAAGAUCACGCUGGCCACAUCCAGCCUAGUUCCAAGUACCCCCGUGGUAUUCGCCAGUUUCUGACUAUGGUCAAAAUCUAUCAUGCGAUAGCUUAAAUCACAUGACCAGUUCAAUGGAAAUUAUUUGGAGCUCCCAAGACCACACGGGCCACAUCCGGACAAGUUCCGGGUACCCCCUGGGAAGGGGACAGUUUCUGACCAGGGUCAAAAUCCAUCAUGUGAUACCUCAAAUCACAUGAGAAUUCAAAAAUCAGUUCAAUGGAAAUCAUUUGUAGUUUCCAGGGCCACACUGGGCACAUCCGGACAUGUUCCUGGUACCCCCGGGAAAGUGUCCAAUUUCUGACUAGGGUUAAAAUCCAUCAUGAGAUAUCUCAAAUUAUGUGACAAUUCAAAAAUCAGUUCAAUACUAAUCAUUUGGAGUGUCCAGGACCACAAAGGCCGCACCCGGACAUGUUCCGGGUACCUCCGGGGAAGUGGUUAGUUCCUGACUAUGGUCAAAAUCCAUAAUGAGAUCCCUCAAAUCACAUGAGAAUUUAAAAUACAGUGCAAUGGUAAUCAUUUGAAGUUUCCAGGGCCACACUGGACACGUGCGGUCAUGUUCCGGGUACCCCUGGAGAAGUGUCCAAUUUCUGACUAAGGUCAAAAUUUAUCAUGCGAUAUCUUAAAUCAUAUGACAAUUCAAAAAUCAGUUCAAAAGUAAUCAUUUCGAGUGCCCAGGACUACAUUGGUCACACCCGGACAUGUUCCGGGUAACCCCGGGGAAGAGGUUAGUUCCUGACUAUGGUCAAAAUGUAUCAUGCGAUACCCCAAAUCACAUGAGAAUUCAAAAUAUAGUUCAAUGGUGAUCAUUUGAAGUUUCCAGAGCCGCACUGGACACAUCCGGACAUGUUCUUGGUACCCCCGGAGAAGUGUCCAUAUUCUGACUAGGGACAAAAUCCAUCAUGCGAUAUCUCAACAAUGACCAUUUAAAAAUCAGUUCAAUAGUAAUUAUUUGAAGUGCCCAGGACCACAAAGACCGUACCUGGACAUGUUCCGGGUACCUCUGGGGAAGUGGUUAGUUCCUGACUAUGGUCAAAAUCCAUCAUGAGAUCCCUCAAAUCCCAUGAGAAUUCAAAAUACAGUUCAAUUGUAAUCAUUUAAAGUUUCCAGGGCCACACUGGACACAUCCGGACAUGUUCCGGGUACCAACGGAGAAGUGUGCAAUAUCUGACUAAGGUUAAAAUUCAUCAUGCGAUAUCUCAAAUCAUAUGACAAUCCAAAAAUCAGUUCAAUAGUAAUCUUUUGGAGUGCCAAGGACCACAAAAGCCGCACCCGGACAUGUUCCGUGUACCCCCGGGGAAGUGGUUAGUUCCUGACGAUGGUCAAAAUUUAUCAUGCGAUACCUCAAAUCACAUGAGAUUUCAAAAAUCAAUUCAAUGGAAAUCAUUUGAUGCAUCCAAGGCUGGACACAUCCGGGCAUGUUCCUGGUACCUCCAGAGAAGUGUAUAAUUUCUGUCUAAGGUCAAAAUCCAUCAUGCGAUAUCUCAAAUCAUAUGACAAUUCAAAAAUUAGUUCAAUACUAAUCAUUUGGAGUGGUUUGGGGAAGUGAUUAAUUCCUGACGAUGGUCAAAAUCUAUCAUGCAAUACCUCAAAUCACAUGAGAAUUCAAAAUACAGUUAAAUGGUAGCCAUUUGGAGACACUGGCCAUUAUAGCAUUUCCAGGCCAAAUAGCAAAAACAUUUUUCAAUUUCAAACUCGACCUUCUCCGGAUGGCAUAAAACUUUUCAUAAUUCUAGAUAUAGCUGGAAUUGGGGCGUAACAACUUUUGUAAACAAUUACUUCUGUGGAUGAUUUCCAGGAUUUCAAUGCACGCCCACGCAAACUAAUACAACCAUCAGGUAUGGGAAGACUUCCCCUACCUGUUGGUGGAGUAUAUUUGCGUGGGCGAGCUUUGACUUUCUAGAAAUGAAUGUUUACAAAAACUGUUACACACUAAUUCCAGCUCUAUCGUGAAUUGUUGAUUAUGGUUAAUCAUUCACAUUUGAGCUACAAUUGGGCCAUUUUGAAUUUCGCAAAAAAACUUCAAAAAUGCGUAUUCGAUAUUUUCCAAAUUUUUAACUUUAGGACUAAGAAAGGAUUUUUCUGGAAAAUCUGAAGAAAUCUCCGAAUCUGAAUGAACUUCCAAAGCAAGAUGAAAGAAGAUAUUCUAGAGCAGGGUUGCUUCCAAUCACUAGCUAUAAAAAUCAUGUUUUUCGGAAUUAUAAAACCGUUAUUAUGUUAUUAUGAUAUUUUGAAACUGUAAGUUAAAAGAAGAGGUUGUAAAGUAUGUGUUUGACACAUGAAACCUGUCAAUUUCGCUUUCAGAGUGUCACAAUCAGCGAUUUUAUGAUUCGUGAGCGUUCACUCAGAGUGAGCGCUCGCGAGUCGUAAAAUCACUGAUUGUGACUCUCUGAAAGCGAAUUUGACUGGUUUUAUGAGUUAAACACUUGUCUAUCAACCUCUUAUUGUACCUUAGAAGUACAAAAUAUCAUAAUAACAUCUAAUGAUUCCAAAAUUCCUAUAAUCAUUUUUUAUAGCAAGAGAAUAGAAGCAAGCCUUUUUUGGAGGAAGUUUGAAGAAAGUUCUAAGCAAAGUCGGGAAAAAACAUCCAAAGAACAUCCAAGACAAAUAUUGAGAAAAUUUUGGAAGAAAAUUAAAGAAACUUUCGGAAAAAUUCAGAUUACACUAGCUAGAAACGGCUAGAAAAAGCUCAGAAAAAUCUUCCAAUAGAAGUCUG